This is a messenger RNA of Durusdinium trenchii, 624 nucleotides long. The record is from the annotation of a GenBank genome assembly. Lineage: Eukaryota; Dinophyceae; Suessiales; Symbiodiniaceae.
AUGAUAGAUUCUCAAAGCAACGGAGUUUUCAAGUUUGACGUGCAUUUUGAAGCUUCCGGGUCAUCGCUUCAUCUUGCGCACCACCGAACACCCACCAGCCCUGCACUGGGCGAGGCGUUUCUGAAGGUGGACGCCCAGCACCUGGCGCUCAGAUCUUUUGAUGGACUGGCACAUCCGUUGAUUUCCACCUAUCAGGGCAUCACAAGCCUUGGCUUAGCACCUCAUGGGCGGGUAGAGCGAGUCUAUCCAGCAGGUCCUUUUCAUGUUCAGAAUCUGUCGAUUUUGCUCCAUCCGGACUUGGCUGCACCAGCAAUGAAAGCCAUGCAGAGGGGAGAGGUGCAGAUGUCGACGUGGACGCCUGACGGUCAUGAUCGCGCCAUCAUGAUUUGUCGCCCUAUCUUCACCUCCUAUGCGCCACCAGUCUUUCAGGAUGGCUUGAUGGUCGAUGUCAACGACACCAGGCACUGCAGCAACACCUCCAGUGGUGUUCCGGCGUGCUUCUGGGGAUUUGCCAUUAUGAUGUCUACCUUCGAUGAUCUUCUCAGGACGGUGGAGUUUUCCAACUUGGCGACCGGUGUGCAUCGGGUAGCGGGGUACUCGAACUUCGACUAUCACUUGUUGUAG